AUGGUGCUCCCCCUCGCUCGCUGUCGCGCUUCUUUACGUCCUGGGACUUGCACAAAGUCUCUGACCCUGCUGCGCGCGCGCCAAUGCAUCCCCCGAAGCUUCACCCAAAGCUCUAUAUGCGCUUCCAAAAUCGCAGCUCGUCCGGGGCGGGACGAUAUCCUUAACGCCUGGGAUAAGUACAGCAACGCGGAUAUUCCCUUUGACUUGGGCGACAAGGGCCAAAGGGUUGGGUUUAUAGGAAAGAGGAGAAACAUAUCCAAGAACCUCUCGUUCGCAGAUCUUACGACUCCUUCAGGCGAGAUCAUCCAGAUUUGCUCGGAUGCGGCAAACGACCCCGAUACACAUUCCCUUUUCCGCCAGAUUCCUGCCAACAGCCCCGUCCUCGUCAGUGUCCAAAACGAAGCCGCCGACCCUAGCCGCGAGGCCCUCAACGAGACGUCCGCCAAAACGACCGUUUACCUUAAAGACAUCCGAGCCUUGAAUAGCGUACCGCAGAACCUCAUAGUGACAUCCGAAGUCCAAUUUCCCCAAACGAAGCGACACUUCCAGAUCCGCUUCCACCCAGAGCUUCAGGCCCGGCUCAAGUUUCGAUCAUGGCUCAAAAGCGAGCUGACUCGGGAAUUGCAGAAGAAGGGAUUUACAGAUAUUGAGACGCCAACACUGUUUAAGUCGACUCCGGAAGGUGCCAGAGAAUUCCUGGUUCCCACUCGUCAGCGGGGUAUGGCAUAUGCACUCAAUCAGAGCCCUCAGCAGUACAAGCAGAUCCUCAUGGCGGGUGGUGUCUCGCGGUACAUGCAGUGGGCACGAUGCUUCCGUGAUGAGGACUCUCGCGCGGAUCGCCAACCUGAGUUUACGCAGCUAGAUAUGGAGUGGUCAUUCGCUGAUGCGUCACGGGUGAGGCAAGAUGUGAACGAUGUUGUUCUAGCUGCCCUCGAGUCUUUGAGGCCAGCGCAUAGUUACCAGGACAUCCGUGGAGAGCGUGUUCCCGUUCUGUCUGAGAUCCCGGAUGGAGAUCGUCCAGCGGAUGAGCCUGUAGCGCACAGUUUUACGACACUCAAGUUCCAGGACUGUAUCUCCUCGUAUGGAAGCGACAAGCCAGAUCUUCGCAUUCCCAAUAAGAUCCACGCGCUACCAGAUCUUGAACCUUACAGACAGUUUGUCAGCAUGAUCACUCAUAUGGAGGAUCCCUUGAUCGAGGCUUUUACUUUCCCCCUCGAUGGAUGUUCACCACAAGAAGCACGAGAGUUCGUCAUGAAAUUUAUGGAUGAGCUGCCAGCUUCCCUAGCUGAAAACCCUGACGGAAAGCCCCAGGUGCUCGUAUGUGACACAAGCAAACCCCUCAGCGGAUUCUCCUCUUUGGGCUUUGAGUUCCAGAAUGUUCUCGAUCUUGUCUCAGAGGGAAAGGAAAUUGACGACGGAGACCUUGUUGUUUUCCAGGCCCGGGAGAAGCCCAAAGGCCAAUACUGCUCUGGCUCCACAAAGAUUGGCGAUCUUCGCAUUGCGCUAUGGAAAGCCCUCGUUGAAGCAGAAUACAUGACCAAACCGCGCCUCGGCGAUCCAGAGUCACUGCAGUUUGUCUGGGUAACAGAUUUCCCCAUGUUCAAGCCCACAGAAGAAGGUGAACCAGGUCAAGAAGGCGCAGCAGGCAUCGCAGCAUCACACCACCCCUUCACGGCACCCCUAUCCAAAGCCGAUCUCGAGCUGCUCUUCACGGACCCUCUUGAAGCCAAGAGCGCAGCAUACGACCUCGUCCUCAACGGCGUUGAAGUCGGCGGCGGCAGCGAGCGUAUCCACAUUGCCGCAGUGCAAGAGUUCAUCAUGCGCGACAUCCUGAAGAUGACGGACAAGCGCAUUGGGGAUUUCGCACACUUGUUCGAGGCGCUACGGUCAGGAUGUCCGCCGCAUGCUGGGUUUGCGUUGGGUUUCGAUCGGCUAGUUGCGCUGUUGACUGAUACGUCGACGGUGCGUGAUGUGAUGGCAUUUCCGAAGACGAUGAAAGGCGAGGACCCGUUCGUUAAAUCACCGAGCAAGUUGACGAAUGAACAACUUGAGCCUUAUGGGUUGCAGCUACAGACACGGGAGAGUCAAUGA
Molecule: messenger RNA, 2091 nt
Organism: Fusarium sp. VM40
Lineage: Eukaryota; Fungi; Ascomycota; Sordariomycetes; Hypocreales; Nectriaceae
Source: the annotation of a GenBank genome assembly